Protopolystoma xenopodis is the source of this 486-nucleotide messenger RNA. NCBI's taxonomy places the organism in Eukaryota, Metazoa, Platyhelminthes, Monogenea, Polystomatidea, Polystomatidae. The record is from the annotation of a GenBank genome assembly.
GAAUGGUGCAUUCGACAGCAGGAAUCCCCAAAGAAGCACUUCCCUGCUGCUCGUCUGUCGGGCGAGACUGUCGAGGAGGUGCAGGGAAGUGAUCCGCAUAGUACAGAAGUAGAGGAGGACAGUGUGAUCCUUUCAGGUCGGGCCAAAUGCCAGCAUUCCAGUGGACAAUACGAAGCUAUCUUCUUCACUUCUCCAUCCGCCAUCAGAAUGACCACCUCAGACGGCUCACCAUUUGAAGCAACUAUCAACACAGUCCGUUUCCCCGACUCCCCGUCACAAGAGACGCUUAGUUUCGCGCAAAUGCCUCCAUUCCAGCCGGCACUCUUGAACGGCCAACUUCGGCCCUCCGAUCCCACCGCUUCGCAGACACCAACUCCCAGUUCAGCUCGACCUCGUCCAACGUCUAGAAAGGUCCUUCAAUCAGCCACGAAGCGUGUGCUGGUGCCAGCAGUUGGAAGUGGACAGACGAGCCAAAAUCCAGCAUAA